CCUCACCUCCCCCUGUUUGGUAACCGCCAAACAGGGCACCCCCCUUCCACUUACUUUCUCAUUACAUAAUUACCUAUUGGUAAAUUAAUUAAUUAUUAAUUACUAUUACUAAUUACAUUUUCUAUUCUUACAUCCAACACCCUCCCUUCUCUCCCCCUUUUCUCUUCUCACUGUGUUCUUGCCUUUCAUCGUUUUCUUGGCAGGAGUACAGAAAGGGAACAAUAAAUCGAAAAAAAAGCAUCCCAUAUCCAAGAUGGGUGCUUUCUUUCUCUAUUUAUUCUGAGUCACGAAUACCGUGAUUCUCCAAUUAGAUUGGCCUUUUUCCAUUUCCAUUUCAUCCGGGGGUGCGCAAAUUUCUGGGACUAAUCAAUUGACAAUGCUGCAUUAGUGGGAUUGGUACUGCCGGGUUCUUUAGCUGAUGAAAGAGGAUUGAGCGGUGGUGCUUGUGGCUUGGGUGUUGCUUACCUGUUCUAUACGCUAAUUCAGAAGCUCUGUCAAAUUUAGUGCCUGACUUACUGCUUUAUUGAGGGAUUCAUUUCAUAUAUUUAAUUAUAUUGAGUUGGGAAAAUCAAUAGAUUUCUCCAAUGCAAGGGCAGAGAGGUACAGUUGUUUCAAUGCCUGAAACCUUAGAAUUUGAUUGUGGAUCUGCAUCUGGCAAUUCUACUGCGGAUCAGCAAAUUUGCUGGAAUAAUGUGAAUCCUGCAGAGAACCAAAUUCCUGAUUAUAUACUUUCUCCUUGUGAUAUGAACUCAUCCUAUGACAAUUCUAUUAUUAAUCAUGAAUGGCAAAAUUUGAGUGGAUGGAGCUUAGGGGAGCCAAGUUCCAGUAAUACACCAAAUGAGAUUAACAAUAAUGAGCAAAAAAGAGAACUUGGAUGGUCAUCAACCAUUACUGCUGGUGCAUUGGCUGGUCCAAGCCUAGAAGAAAGGCGCCUUGAACCAACCAAUGCUCUUUCACUAGACAAUGUCAAUACAGGUCCUAUCUACAUCUGUAGCCCCAAUUCUCAUUUGAUGUCCCAGAAUCUCAACUUAAAUGCAGGUUUAGCGGACAGUGGCAGUGAUGAUAGUCAACAUCUGGAGCUCCCUAACUUAAACAAGUCUAGUGGGUCAGCAAACGAGUGUAUACCACCUAAUGUUGGAUCUGGUUCUUUUCUGCUUCCUUCUGGAAAUAAUGCCUUCCUGGUAGAAGAUACUGAUGGUAGGCCUAGUUGUUCUCUUGAUACUCGGCGGGUCUCUUGUAAACGAAAGGCUGUUGAAGGAAAUAAUGGACAAUCGUCAGAUGCUGGGAGUUCUAGCUACAGUCAGCAUACAGAUGGUAGUGCAUGGCACACCAUUCCUACUCAGGAUAAUGCUGGAAGCAGUUCGAGAAGAUCUAUUCCCUCAGAAGAGGUAAACGCAAGACUUGGCCUGGGUAUCGGGGAUGAAGCAUCUGAAAAUGUUUCUGAUUCAAAAACUGCGGGAAGCUCAGAAAGCUUUCACAGGAAUUUCCGUUUGAGGUUAAAUCCUUCAAACCCAGCAAAUUCUGUUCCUCCCACCGCAUUCUCAACUGGGAGCAUGAUUAGGCAUUCUGGUGUUUCUCCAUCCUCUCAAGUAUCACAAAGACUUCAUUCUGUUGAUAAUUCUCUGAACUCGAGGUCGGCACCACCGAUAGAUAAUGUGGUUCCUCAAAGCCAGCCACAUGUAAUCCAUGUCCCUGCUUUGCCCAGGAAUAGACAAUCAUUUAGAUGGAGUGGUGGUUCUAGCUCCAGAAACAUCCAUUCAUCAAACUCAAUUAUAUCCCCAGCCAGGGAUCAGGAGGAUGCAAGCUCAAGAAGAAUGUCCAGAAAUAUGUUAGAACAUCCAGUCUUUCAACCUGCAACUGAUUUAAGAAAUUUAGUUCAAAAUCCAACAGUUAGAGCUUCAAGUUCAAGUAGUGUAAAUUUAAGUAUUCCAGGAAAUGUUGCUUCAUCACGGACUGGAUCAAAUCCAGCUACCAAUCCCUCAUCUGCCCCAACUUGGGUUUCUCCUCCUAAUCCUCCACAGCAUCCACGGAGGUUAUCUGAAUAUGUCCGUCGGUCCUUGUUUUCUCCCAGUUCUGAUGCUAUUGGAAGUCCAAGCAAUAAUUAUUCUUCCUUGCGCUCUGGUUUUUCUACAUCUGAACCAAGGGCGUUAUCAUCUGGGAGUGGGGCAAACCCGAGAUCAUCUUCAUGGUUGGAGAGGCAAGGAGGUAGUGAAUUUGGAAUUCCUUAUUCACUACGUACUUUGGCUGUUGCAAGUGAAGGAAGUAGUAGACUUGUAUCUGAGCUCCACAAUGUUUUGGGCCGAAUGCGUAGAGGUGGGAACAUGCGAUUUGAGGAUGUUGUGAUCCUUGAGCAUCAAUCAUUUCUUUCUGGAAUAGCUGAUGUUCAUGAUCGACACGGGGAUAUGCGACUUGAUGUUGAUAACAUGUCUUAUGAGGAGUUGUUGGCUCUGGAAGAGCGCAUUGGAAAUGUGAGUACUGGAUUGAGUGAGGAAACCCUAUCGAAACUCUUGAAACAGAGAAAACACUCGGUUGAAAAAGGGUCUGAGACUGAUGCAGAACCCUGUUGUGUUUGUCAGGAGGAUUAUGGUGAUGGGAAUGAUAUUGGAACGCUUGAUUGUGGCCAUGAUUUCCAUAGCAGCUGUAUCAAACAGUGGCUAAUGCAAAAGAAUCUGUGUCCCAUUUGUAAGACAACGGGCUUGGCAACAUGAUGUAUGUGACUCUCUGUCCUCAGGCAAAUACCAUGACCAUGAAGGAAAAAAAAAAUUGGCACAAUUUACCCAGGAAAUUCUGGUGCUUGGUGCCUUGUCUUCUGUUUCUAGCCUAGUAAAUUGUCGUACCUGACUGACAGAGGUUUCCCCUACCCUGCCUCCCUCCCCCGAAUUUGUUUAUUUAUUAUCUAAAUCCAAAGGUCUCCCGGUUUAGGUGAUGAAGGAGCGCUUCUUAACUCAAGUUGACAAGGCUUGGUUUACAUUUAUGAAAUUUUUUAAUAUUGUUCGGAUUGGAGUUAUGCUGAACGGAAAACUAGGUACAAAAAGAAAUGAUUACAAAAAAAAAAAAAAAAAACUAGGUACAACUAGAUCUGCGCCUCAUCGCCAUUGUUUGUCUGUUUUUGCUCCUUUGAAUUGCCACCAGGUUGAUGUCA
Messenger RNA from Glycine soja, 3142 nucleotides. RefSeq names its product probable E3 ubiquitin-protein ligase RHG1A. The record is from RefSeq and is a predicted model, not a curated record. NCBI's taxonomy places the organism in Eukaryota, Viridiplantae, Streptophyta, Magnoliopsida, Fabales, Fabaceae. Gene Ontology annotation, molecular function: ubiquitin protein ligase activity. The transcript is spliced from 7 exons. Bases 585 to 2708 code for a protein of 707 amino acids.